Molecule: messenger RNA, 1833 nt
Organism: Tribolium castaneum (red flour beetle)
Lineage: Eukaryota; Metazoa; Arthropoda; Insecta; Coleoptera; Tenebrionidae
Product: potassium/sodium hyperpolarization-activated cyclic nucleotide-gated channel 3
Exons: 1
Coding region: 45-1793 (582 amino acids)
Biological process (GO): sodium ion transmembrane transport; potassium ion transmembrane transport; regulation of membrane depolarization
Cellular component (GO): HCN channel complex
Molecular function (GO): voltage-gated potassium channel activity
Source: RefSeq, a predicted model, not a curated record
UAGAUCAAGCAAUAGUAGGCGCGCGAAAAGUCACGGCUGUCAAAAUGCCAGUAAAACGAAUCGCAAAUCGUUUCGUACACUCGUGUGAGCUUUCACAAAUCGACGAAAAGUCCAAAAUCCACAGCCCCUACGACACCUGCUUCCAGAGCUUCUGCCACGGUCUACGCAAGUGCUUGACAAUAGCGAAAAACGUCGACAGUUCAACCUACUUCCGAAGUCUUGCCGCCUUCAAUCGCGAGAAAAACCGCCACCUUUUAUCCCGAAAGUACCGACGCGUCAUCCAUCCUUUCAGCAAUUUCGCAAGACGAGAAGAUUUAAUCGUUUCAGUCCUCUGGUUUACGAUUUUCGUUGUGCAAUCGUACGUUGGCAGCUUCUUCAACCGAGAACUCCUAGACGAAAAACAUGCCCAUGUGUAUCGGCAUGUGCUAGCUUUCGCAAACUUAUUGCUACUCUGUGACGUGGUUUUGCGCUUUUUCGUGGGCUAUUUGAUCGACGCCACCAGAACGGUUAUCCUGGACCACAAAUCGAUCGUCAAGAACUAUCUCAAGACGUACUUUAUUUUUGAUUUUGGUGCCGGUUUUAGUUUUUUAGUGUUCUAUAUUUUUAACCUCGACGAUCGCGCCCAAUUGAUUCUGUACGAACUGCACACUUUGCGGAUAGUGAGAGUGAGAACGAUUCUGAAAAACCUGGACAAUCUUUUGUGUGAUUUCAACGUCCGGGAGUCGAUCCGCAUUGUGGUCCUGAUCUCCUUCAUCGGCUUCCUCAGCUUGCACACUCUGACUUGCGCUUUUGGCUUGAUCCCAGUCUACCGGAAGGUGUUCCAGAUUCAAUACGAGUUCGAGAACUCCUGGUUAUCCCAGACCGACAACCACUCCCCGCAGACGCAGUUCGAGUCCGGGUGGGAGCACGACCACAGUUCCCUCCAGAAGUACCUGCACCACCUCUCCAUGGUUCUGUGCCACUUUGUCGGUUGUGCGAUCCCAAAGUACAAGACUGCAGACUACUUGGAAAUGCUCAUCCUGGCCUGGAUCACCAUCUUUGGUCUGAUUUUCUACGUCUAUGUCGUCGCCAAAGUGCUCCAACUCUUCGGCGUGGUCAACAUCUCCGAAACCAAGUUCGAAGAACUGAAGAUCCAGUCGGACAAGUACAUGCGAAGAAACGACUUUCCGGGGGAUUUACGCAAACGCGUCAACGACUACUAUGACUACAAGUUCGACAAGAAGUUUUUCUCCGAACAGAAAAUCCUUGAUUCGCUCAGUGAACAUCUCCGGAUGGAAGUUCUUCUUUACAGUUGCCGGAAUCUAAUCGAAGAAGUGCAGAUUUUCAAGGGAUUGUCCAGGUCAGCCAUUGGCUCGGUUCUGGCGCUUUUGAAGCAGGAGGUUUACGUGGCGAAUGACGUGAUUUUGGAGCCGGAUGAACGAACGGGUGAUAUUUAUUUUAUACUUUACGGCACGUGUGCGAUUGAACUGAUCUCGGGGAAGGAAGUGAUGCAUAUUGAAGAUGGGGAUUAUUUCGGGAUUGUCGAUAUGGAAACUGCCACUGAUCCUUCGUCUAUUGUCUCGCUUGAAGUGUCCGAAGUUUACAAAUUGGAGAGGAAAGAUAUCAAGUAUUGCUGUAAGUGCUUUCCAGAAAUCAAGCAGAAACUGGAGAAGAUGGCUCUUCACAGGAUGAGGAAGUUUAACCAAAUGAUGAGUCUGCGAGGAGUUGAAGACGAGACAACAGAUGACAUCAUUGAUAAUUUGAGGAAAGGGAGAAUCCUACAUCGGGGAAUACACAGACUAGCUUUCUUAUAAGUUUGUAGAUUUUUAAGCAAUAAAAAUGCCCAAGUUCCAA